Molecule: messenger RNA, 7208 nt
Organism: Brienomyrus brachyistius
Lineage: Eukaryota; Metazoa; Chordata; Actinopteri; Osteoglossiformes; Mormyridae
Gene: nup210
Product: nucleoporin 210
Exons: 40
Coding region: 462-6128 (1888 amino acids)
Cellular component (GO): nuclear pore
Source: RefSeq, a predicted model, not a curated record
UUCAUGUCUGCUCGAAUAGUAGUGAAUGGCGGGUGUUUCUAUGAUCCGUGGGCUAUUUUAAAAUAUAAAAAUGCUGUUAUUUAAAAUAGGACUUGGUUAUUUAAAUAACACUUAUAUGUGAAUAUUUUUUCUAUCGAUAUCUAUCGACCUGUGAAUGUUUGUGAAUCUAGCGAAUCACUGGCGUGAUCGUGUUGGGUAUUUCCAUGCUGUCCAAAUUGAAACUUAGUAUCACUGGUAUAAGCUGCAGCUAUAAACGAGUAUCGUGUAUCGUAAUAACAAAUAUAAUCAAAUCGUAGAAAAUAAUCUAAUCUAACGUCAGUGGCAUUUGUUUAAUAAGAGACUGGAGUGUUUUGUUUUAAGAAACCAAUCCAAUCACUUGCUCUUUUAGUAUCUAUCAUACAAAACGUGUAGACACCGAGGAUCUAGCGCAUAUUUAACUAUAAGCCGGAGAGUUAAGGGAAAUGGACGCAAUCUGGACUCGUUUACUUUCGGUGUUUUUAUUUUUAUUUGCCAUACCGCUGCCGGUUUGUACCUCGGGUGCCUCCAAGCUGAAUAUACCCAAAGUUUUAUUACCGCUCGCCAGAAGUACCAGAAUUAACUUCACACUGGAAGCAACCGAAGGAUGUUACAGAUGGUCUUCCACACGACCAGAGGUCGCCAGUGUGGAGGCAGUUGAUGUUGGUGAGCGACUCUGUUCCCAGAGGGCCGUGCUGCAGGCUCGGUCCACGCAUCCAUCCAGACUCACCAGUAUAAUCCUUGCAGAAGAUGUUUUAACUGGCCAGGUGUUGCGCUGCGACGCUAUUGUGGACCUCAUCAAUGAGAUCCAGAUAGUCUCUACCACUCGUGAGCUCCACCUAGAGGACUCUCCCCUGGAGCUGAAAAUCCACGCCUUGGACUCUGAAGGAAAUACCUUCAGCACCCUUGCAGGACUGGUUUUUGACUGGAGCAUUGUGAAAGAUGAAGAGAUGGGAAGUUUUCCUGAUUCUUACAAUGCCCUGCGGGUGCUCAGGUUUUCUGAGUCAACUUACACUCCCCCACGUCACAUCUCUAACAUGGAGAAAGUUGGAAAGCAAGGAGACAUUAUUCUUGUGUCUGGGCUGAAAACGGGAAAUUCCAAGCUGAAGGCCAGGAUCCAGGAAUCUCUUUACAAGGAUGUGGCAGCUGCUGAGGUCAGGCUUCUGAUCCUGGAGAACAUUUUGCUAAGCCCUGCAUAUGAUGUGUACCUCCUGGUGGGUACCUCUGUUCAGUACAAGGUCCAAAAGAUUCGACAAGGAAAGAUCACAGAGCUUUCCAUGCCCUGUGAUCAGUAUGAGCUGCAGCUCCAGAACAGUGUGGUUGAUCCUGAUGGUGACCUGGCACUUCCUGUGGCGAGACUGAAGCGGGUGACCUCCAAGGUGCUUGCCCUGCAGCGUGGCUACACCAACAUUGUGCUGGAUCACAAAAGUUCAGGUCUUCGCUUACAGGGGGCCUCACGACUUCCCAACAGCACCCUGUAUGUGGUGGACCCAGGGUACUUGGGUUUUAACAUUCAGCCUGGGGACCGCUGGGUGCUUGAGACUGGACGUGUCUAUGAGAUCACCAUUGAUGUGUUUGAUAAGUCAAGCAACAAAGUGUACCUCUCAGAUAACAUACGGAUAGAUGCGUCCUUUCAAAAGGAAUACUUUGAGGUCUUGCAAUCAUCCAUGAAUGGAUCAUACCACAGAGUAAAAGCACUGAAGAAUGGGCAGACCGUCAUUGAUGGAGCCCUCUCUUCUGUGGUUGAUGAGGAUGGAGGAGUUCAUGUGUUUCCCAUUCCGGUGCGGAAUCAACAGGAUGUGGAGAUCUAUAAUCCCAUCGUUCUCACUCCCAGGAUUCUUACAUUUCCAUGGCAGCCCAAAGUAGGAGCGUAUCAGUACACAAUAAAGGCUACAGGAGGAAGUGGGAACUUCACCUGGUCAUCUUCUAGUCAGACUGUUGCCACGGUGACUGUGAAGGGAGUCAUGACAACAGUCAAUGAUAUUGGUGUCAGUGUGGUGCGAGCCCGCGAUGUGCAGAACCCUCUGCACUUCGGAGAGAUGAAGGUAUAUGUGAUCGAGCCCAUCGGCAUGGACUUCAUACCCUGCCAGGUGGAGGCUAGGGUGGCCCAAGUGCUGGACCUGCCACUGCAGAUCUUUGGUCUGCUGAGUGCCGAGAGCAGCGAGCGCGUAACCCUCAGCGACUGCUCACACUUCCAGCUGCUGGUGGAGAUGGAGAGCCAGGGCGUUUUCCAGCUGUUGGAGGGGCGGUUGGCACCCGGGCAGGACCACUGCAGUGGAAUCCGUGUUCAGGCACUAGUGCCUGGGCACGCCACCCUGCUGGUCAGCUACGCCCAUGGUAACGUGCGCCUCAGUGCACGCAUCACUAUUGCUGCCUACCAGCCGCUGAAGGUGAUCGACCCCAUUUCUGUAGCUGUAGUAACACUGGGUUCCUCCAAAGACAUGCUCUUUGAAGGGGGACCUAGGCCCUGGGUUCUGGAACCCUCCAAGUUCUUCCGAAAUCUUACAACAGAGGAUAGCCGCAGCGUCCACAUGGCCCUCUUUGGCCCUGCAUCAAGGAACUACUUCAGACACUGGGUUCGGGCCACCUGCCAAGCUCUGGGUGAACAAGUCCUGGCUGUGACAGUUGGGAACCAGCCAAGUCUCACCAAUCCGUUCCCAGCAGUGGAGCCGGCAGUAGUGAAGCUAGUCUGUGCCCCACCUUCACGCCUCACCCUGGUUCCUGUCUACACCAGUCCCCAGCUGGAUCUGUCCUGCCCUCUGCUGCAGCAGAACAAACAAGUGGUCCCUGUUUCCAAUUACCGCAACCCUGUGCUGGACCUUGCUGCCUACGACCAGCAGGGGAGAAGGUUCGAUAACUUCAGCUCACUGAGCAUCAUCUGGGAGUCCAGCAAGGUGUCCUUGGCCAGCAUGGAGCCCACCAUGUUCAUGGAGCUCAUUCUGACAGAGGACAACAACGGACAGAAGAAACUUCACGGCCGGCAAACAGUCCUCGUGCACCGUGAGUCAGGCAUCGCUGCCAUCACAGUGACGGCUGUGGGUUAUCAAGCUUCCCACCUCGAUGCAGCCAAGGUGCUGAGUCCAUAUGACCCCCUAACAGUUGUGUCAGCCACACUGGAACUCCUACUGGUGGAGGAUGUGAAGGUCAGGCCAGAGGUCAUUACCAUAUACAAUCAUCCUGAAGUGAGGACUGACCUUGCUUUGAAGGAUGGCUCAGGGUAUUUCUUUGUCAAUGCCAGUGUUACUGGUUUAGUGGACUUGGUUUUCCAAGAAUCCCAGGGGAUUGCAGAGGUACACCCACUGCAGGCAGGGAUUUUGCAGGUGUUGGUUCAUGAUCUCUGUUUAGCCUUCCCUACUCCUGCCAAGGCUACUGUCCACAUAUCUGACAUAUUUGAAGUGUAUGUCACAGUAGUUGACAAGGUAGAGAUUGGGAAGUCAGUGAAAGCCCAUGUGCGGGUCCUAGAUGACAAGAAGAAACCUUUCCUGGCGAAAUUCUUUCACUUCAUGAAUCUGGAGCUUCGUGCAGCAUCAGCCAUCAUCUCCUUAUCACCACUUGCAGAGUCUGCUGAGAAGGACACGGCAGUUUUCUUUGUGCAAGGUUUAAUUGUGGGACAGACCAGUGUGUCGGCUACAGUGCUGGACAAAAAUGGUCGAAAAAUCACGUCGACCCCGCAGCCAGUGGAAGUCUUCCCGCCCUUCAGACUGAUUCCCCGGAAGAUGACACUGAUUAUUGGUGCCAUGAUGCAGGUGACAUCUGAAGGUGGCCCCCAACCUCAGUCACACAUCCUCUUCUCCAUUGCCAGUGAGGAAAUUGCCUCCAUUAACAGCACAGGUCAUGUCAGGGGUCUUGCCCUGGGCAACGUAACAGUGACCGGGCUGGUGCAAGCAGUUGAUGCAGAAACAGGAAAGCUAGUUGUUGUUUCUCAGGAUCAAGUAGAUGUGGAAGUUGUGCAGCUGAAGGCCGUGAGGAUCCGGGCACCAAUCACAAGAAUGAAGACUGGUACCCAGAUGCCGGUUUAUGUGAUGGGGUUAACCAGCAGCCAGACGCCCUUCUCCUUCGGCAAUGCUUUGCCGGGCCUCACCUUCCAUUGGUCUGUGACGAAACGUGAUAUCCUGGACGUACAGACACGCCACUCAGAGGCCUCCCUUAAGCUGCAGCCCCAGCACAACUUUGCCAUGAGUGUGCGUGGCCAGGCCAAGGGCAGGACUGGGCUCAAGGUGGUGGUGAAGGCCAUAGACCCGCAGGCUGGACACCUGGCUGGGAAUGUUGAGGAACUGUCUGAUGAGCUUCAGAUCCAGGUUUAUGACAAGCUGCGCCUGCUCAGUCCUGAAGUCGAGGCAGAGGAAAUACUCAUGUCUCCGAACUCUGUGCUUAAGCUGCAAACUAACAGGGACAGUGUUGGCCAGCUCUCCUACCAUGUACAGAAUUGCCCCAAAAAGGCUGCUCUGGUCCAGGUCGAUGAGAAUGGUCACCUGUCAUCUGGAGCCCUCACAGGCACCGCCUCUCUGCAGGUGACAUCACAGGAGAGCUUUGGUGUCAAUCAAACCAUCAUCGUGGCUGUGAAGGUUGUUCCAGUGUCUUAUCUGCGCUUCAGCACCAGUCCAGUCCUCUACACCUCAAGCAAGGAGUCUCACUCUGCUAUUCCGCUGGGAACUGUUCUAACGUUUACUAUACACUUCCAUGACAACACCGGCGACAUCCUCCAUGGCCACAAUUCACUGCUGAACUUUGCCACCAACAGGGAUGACCUGGUGUUGGUUGGGAGAGGACCCCGCAAUGACACACUGACCGUGCGCACAGUGAAUGUGGGGCUGACGCUGCUCGGAGUGUGGGAUGCUGAGCAUACAGGCGUAGCUGACUACCUUGCCUUGCCUGUGGAGUAUGCUAUCCAUCCGGAGGCUGCCCAGAGCCUGGUUGUUGGGGAUGUUGUCUGCUUCGGCACCCAGCUGGUUAAUCACGAAGGUGUUCCUGGUACUUGGAGCUCCUCAGCAGUGACUCUGCUUCAAGUAGAUCCUAAGACUGGUGUGGGAGUGGCCAGACACCCCGGUAUAGCAACUGUCUACUAUGAGAUACCCGGCCAACUCAGAACCUACAGAGAGGUGUCUGUCAGUAGUGCCAUGCAGACAGCUGUGAUGGUGCAGUCAGGUUUUCUGAAGAAUGAGCUGCAGUCCAGGGUGCUGGUCAGCACAAGAGAACAGGGGACCAAUCUCAUAGGGGCUUGUUCACCUUCACAGAUCAGUGCUAUCCAUCAACUGCAUCCUGAGUCCUCUGUACGUUGCCAUGUCCACUUCAGCAAUGAGGCCAUUGAGUUCCCUGCUCAUGAUGUGUUCACCACACAGACGGGAUUCGACCCCAAGACUGGCUUCUACAACUGCUCCAUGGUCCUGAAGGCCCUGACAGACCAGCAGAUGAAGGUCCUCAGCAGAUCUGCAACUCAGCUGGUGGUGAAGGCCACUGUAGAGGGGGGGCAUUUCACGGGGCAGCAGCUUGGUGCCCAGCUUCCAGUGAACCCCGUCUUCUAUGCAGACCAGAAUGAGAUCUUGCUCACCAAUCAGCACCCAUCAGCAGAGUUCACAGUGUAUGGAGCACCUGUGGCCAUAAGUAACCUUGAGGUGACGUCAAGCUCAUCAAGUGUUGUAAUUCAUCAGAAGGAGGUCUCGCAGGGGUUCCCCAGUUUUGCCAAGUAUACAGUUCACUUGGCUGACCUAAGAUUUGCUCAGGGGGGUGCUUUAGCCACAAUCACUGUAACAAGCUCAUCGACAGACCAGGCCUUACAGCUGCCGGUGGCAGUGAUCCAUGCGGCUGACCCCAGCACAGCCAUGCAGGCUAAUCCAGCCUUAGCUUGGGAGGGGGCUUCUCUACUGCAGCAGUUCAUCGAGUCUUACCAGGUCAUGUUCUUCACCCUGUUUGCUUUGCUCGCUGGCACUGCAGCAAUCAUCAUUGCCUGCCAUGCCUUCUCUCCGCGGGACCAGCAUCCACACCCAGCAUUUAUUCAGAGGACACCUACAGGACUAGCAUCUCCAGCCUUCAGUCCAUUCAAUCACACCGUUCCAUCUGACCUAAAGGCCAGCCCUAAACUGCGACUCUACUCCCCAAGCUACAGCUCCCGUUAGGUCUGCUCCCGCAGCGACCGGUAAUGGCAGGCAGCUUUGUUACAGGAACGCAAAGAACUUGAAGUGCCUUUCUUAUGCUGCAGACGCGGUCAGCAUGGUAACAGCCAUUCUGCUUUAGUGUUAUCUGUGUUCCAGGUGGCUUUUCAAAUAGCUCCUAUAACAUUUGCGCAAUAUAGACGCAAAACAGUCUCAUUUUUGUGCUUGAGUGUGUGUGCUGAUGGUACUCUCUCUAAUUUGCUUUCAGUUUUGUUUUUAUGGGGGAAAAUUGAAUCGUUUUCUUUCAUAAUGAGCAGUCAUCAGAGACAGAAGCAGUGACUGAAAAUAACAUUUUGUAACUCAGGAACAUUAUGCACUGAAUUUAUUCUGUUUGUAAUUCUGCAGUAUAUCAGUAUGUUAGGAGUAUAGUAAUUAUGUGCAUUCCAAUCGAAAUGAGCUUAUUUUGAAUUGAGUAUUUUGUGGCCUCUGAAUCUAAUUUUGUGUGCGUUUUAAAAAAUACUGACAAAUCACUGAUUUUAAGUAAAAUUUUGCCAGCCUCUACCGUAGCACAUCUUGAAGCCCAUCUGUAGUGUAAAUGCCUUAAAUACCUCAAUUUGAAGCAAACACUGCAGAUUUACAUGCUAAUGUGAAGGUUUAUUCUGCAAUGUGAAUUUGAUUCCUCAUUACAGACACCUCCAAUGCAGUCAACGUAAGUGAAUUAGCUUUGCUAUAGUGAUGUGACUCUAUUGGAGUUUGACAUGACGUCCACUUAAAUGGCAGGGUUUUUUAAGUGAUUCUGUGAUGUUAUUUAUUUUCUUAAGCCUGUUUAAGACUGCAGAAUGCAAAUGCAAAAUAAUGAAAAAUAGUUGGAAAAAUCUGAGGGCAUUUCUUUCCCACUUUUCUUACUGCAAAUUUUUAUCAGUUGUGGGGCAGUGCAUAAUGUCCUCCACUCAUGUGACUGCUUGCUUGUUUGCCUUUCAGAAUAUAAGCUUCUUUUUUGCUUUGACCUUGUUCGCAAUUGAAUAAAUUAAACAAAUAUAAUUUUUGAAAAGUUAAGGAACAGGAUGACUUGUUUGUUUUCUGUAAAUAAAUUUUUUUUUGUAA